AUGGGGAAGUGGCAGCUGGUGGGCAAGAAACCCGGGACUAGGGUCUUCAAGAAGUCGAGCCCUAACUGCAAGCUCACUGUGUACUUGGGCAAGCGGGACUUUGUAGAUCACCUGGACAAAGUGGAUCCCGUAGAUGGCGUGGUGCUUGUGGACCCUGACUACUUGAAGGACCGCAAAGUGUUUGUGACCCUCACCUGCGCCUUUCGCUAUGGCCGUGAAGACCUGGAUGUGCUGGGCUUGUCCUUCCGCAAAGACCUGUUCAUCGCCACCUACCAGGCCUUCCCCCCAACGUCCAACCCGCCCCGGCCCCCCACCCGCCUGCAGGACCGGCUGCUGAGGAAGCUGGGCCAGCAUGCCCACCCCUUUUUUUUCACAAUACCCCAGAAUCUGCCCUGCUCCGUCACCCUGCAGCCGGGCCCAGAGGACACAGGGAAGGCCUGUGGCGUAGACUUUGAGAUCCGAGCCUUCUGUGCCAAAUCACUAGAAGAGAAAAGCCAUAAAAGGAACUCUGUGCGGCUGGUGAUCCGAAAGGUGCAGUUUGCCCCAGAGAAACCCGGCCCCCAGCCUUCAGCUGAAACCACACGCCACUUCCUCAUGUCCGACCGGUCCCUGCACCUUGAGGCUUCCCUGGACAAGGAGCUGUACUACCACGGGGAGCCCCUCUGCGUCAAUGUUCACGUCACCAACAACUCCACCAAGACGAUCAGGAAGAUCAAAGUCUCUGUGAGACAGUAUGCCGACAUCUGCCUCUUCAGCACUGCCCAGUACAAGUGCCCCGUGGCUCAGAUCGAACAAGAUGACCAGGUAUCUCCCAGUUCUACAUUCUGCAAGGUGUACACCGUAACCCCGCUGCUCAGUGACAACCGGGAGAAGCGUGGCCUUGCCCUGGAUGGGAAGCUCAAGCACGAGGACACCAACCUGGCUUCCAGCACCAUCGUGAAAGAGGGUGCCAACAAGGAGGUGCUGGGGAUCCUGGUGUCGUACAGGGUCAAGGUGAAGCUGGUGGUGGCCCGCGGUGGGGAUGUCUCAGUGGAGCUGCCUUUUGUUCUUAUGCACCCCAAACCCCAUGACCACGUCACCCCCCCCAGACCUCAGACAGCUAUUCCUGAAACAGAUGCCCCUGUGGACACCAACCUCAUUGAAUUUGAUACCAACUAUGCCACAGAUGAUGACAUCGUAUUUGAGGACUUUGCCCGGCUUCGGCUGAAGGGGAUGAAGGAUGAGGACUACGACGACCAGUUCUGCUAGGAAGGGGGGCUGGAAGAAGGGAGUGGAUGGUGCUGGGAGAGGUAGGGGCAGGACCAAGAUCCCCACUGUCACUGGGGUGGGUCCCAGCCCCUUUUCCCUUCCCCUCCUUCCAGCAGCUUCCUCAACC
Myotis brandtii (Brandt's bat) is the source of this 1375-nucleotide messenger RNA. RefSeq names its product arrestin, beta 2 (gene ARRB2). Gene Ontology annotation, cellular component: cytoplasm. The transcript has 16 exons. Gene Ontology annotation, biological process: signal transduction; positive regulation of ERK1 and ERK2 cascade; G protein-coupled receptor internalization. The coding region runs from base 1 to 1248 and encodes 415 amino acids. The record is from RefSeq and is a predicted model, not a curated record. NCBI's taxonomy places the organism in Eukaryota, Metazoa, Chordata, Mammalia, Chiroptera, Vespertilionidae. Gene Ontology annotation, molecular function: angiotensin receptor binding.